AUGGGAUCUGACGGAAUCACCAAUGGCGCACGGCCGAAGGUGUUGCAACUGGGGAAGAUUGAGCACGCCUCCGACGCAUGGAGCGCCAUAGCCCAAAUCGCUGACAUUGUGGUGCCCCAAGCCACCAGCCGUGAGGAGUUCCUGGCCAUGGCCAAGGCAGGCGACUUCGACGGCUGCGUGGUGGCCUACCGCACCUUCGACUCCGUGUCCUUCACCGGCAAGGUCGACGCGGACUUCGUCGCGGCAAUGCCCCCCUCGCUGCAGUUCAUCUGCCACAACGGCGCCGGCUACGACCAGAUCGACGUCCCUGCAUGCACGGCCAGGGGUAUCAGGGUCUCCAACACGCCGACGGCCGUCGACGACGCCACGGCGGACAUCAACAUGUUCCUGAUCCUCGGUGCGCUGCGCAACCUCGCCGUGUCGAUGCACAGCCUGCGUCAGGGCAAGUGGCGAGGGAGUCCCGUGCCGGCUCUCGGCCACGACCCCCAGGGCAAAGUCCUGGGCAUCUUGGGCAUGGGCGGCAUUGGGCGCAACCUGGCGAAGAAGGCCCUCGCGUUCGGCAUGAAGAUCCGCUACUACAACCGCACGCGGCUGCCCGAAGACCAGGAAAAGGACUGCGAGGCUGAGUAUGUGGACUUUGAUACCCUGCUGAAGACCAGUGAUGUGCUCAGCUUGAACCUGCCCUUAAACCCUCAUACUAGACACAUCAUCUCUACUCCACAGUUCGACAUCAUGAAGUCUGGCGUGGUGAUCGUGAACACAGCGCGGGGCGCCGUCAUGGACGAGGCGGCUCUCGUCGCCGCUCUCGACGAUGGGAAGGUUGCCUCUGUGGGAUUGGACGUGUACGAGGACGAGCCCAAGAUUCACCCCGGCCUGUUGGAGAACCAGAGAACACUUCUGGUGCCUCACAUGGGCACAUGGACGCUUGAGACGCUCGUCAAGAUGGAGGAGUGGGCCAUCAGCAACGUGCGCUCGGCCGUUGAGGAGCGUCGCCUGGUCAGCAUCGUCCCAGAGCAGAAGAGCAUGGAGUGA
Molecule: messenger RNA, 1032 nt
Organism: Phaeoacremonium minimum UCRPA7
Lineage: Eukaryota; Fungi; Ascomycota; Sordariomycetes; Togniniales; Togniniaceae
Product: putative glyoxylate reductase protein
Exons: 3
Coding region: 1-1032 (343 amino acids)
Cellular component (GO): cytosol
Molecular function (GO): NAD binding; hydroxypyruvate reductase [NAD(P)H] activity; glyoxylate reductase (NADPH) activity
Source: RefSeq, a predicted model, not a curated record